Austrofundulus limnaeus is the source of this 2869-nucleotide messenger RNA. Its product is annotated as bifunctional 3'-phosphoadenosine 5'-phosphosulfate synthase 2. Gene Ontology annotation, molecular function: ATP binding; adenylylsulfate kinase activity; sulfate adenylyltransferase (ATP) activity. The transcript is spliced from 12 exons. The record is from RefSeq and is a predicted model, not a curated record. Gene Ontology annotation, biological process: 3'-phosphoadenosine 5'-phosphosulfate biosynthetic process; sulfate assimilation. Bases 222 to 2066 code for a protein of 614 amino acids. NCBI's taxonomy places the organism in Eukaryota, Metazoa, Chordata, Actinopteri, Cyprinodontiformes, Rivulidae.
GGACCGGGGGGGACGGGCCAACCGGAAAGCUACGUGUCUUGAAAGCCGCUUUUUUAAAGCUCAGCCUUCGCCUCCCUUCGCCUUUUCUUGUUUUUAACGCCUUCCCUUGAGGUUCGGUGAUUAAAACCUUCGCGGAGGGAAAGAGAGAAAGAGGUCUCCGGUGUGUCCCCGGUGUCUGGCUGUCCUGUCUUGUCCGUCGGCGGGGUGAACUCUACAGCGAAAUGUCCGGAGUGAAAAAGCUUCGUACGGAUCACGUUAGGUCCACCAACGUGGUGUACCAGGCCCACCACGUCAGCAGGACCAAGAGAGGGCAGGUCGUUGGCACCAGGGGAGGCUUCAGGGGCUGCACCAUCUGGCUCACAGGUCUAUCAGGCGCUGGGAAGACCACCAUCAGUUUUGCCCUGGAAGAGUAUCUCGUGUCCCACAGGAUCCCCUGCUACUCGCUGGACGGUGACAACAUCCGCCACGGCCUGAACAAGAAUCUGGGCUUUUCUGAUAACGACCGCGAGGAGAACAUCCGACGUGUCGCUGAAGUUGCGAAACUGUUUGCAGAUGCAGGUCUCGUUUGCAUCACUAGUUUCAUCUCUCCUUUUGCCCAGGAUCGUGACGAGGCGAGGAAGAUCCAYGAGGGUGCCGGGCUGCAAUUUUUGGAAGUGUUCGUCCAUGCCCCCCUCGAAGUGUGUGAGAGCAGGGAUGUGAAAGGACUGUACAAGAAGGCUCGCGCUGGAGAAAUUAAAGGUUUUACUGGAAUUGACUCGCAGUACGAGCGCCCCGAGGCACCGGAACUUGUCCUGAAAACCGGAGAGCUCUCAGUGAACGAGUGCAUCCACCAGCUGCUGGAGCUGCUCAGGGAUCAGAGCAUUGUGCCGGGUGAGAUCCUGGAGGAGGUGAUCGAACUCUUUGUUCCGGAGAACAAGCUGAAUCUUGCUGUGACUGAUGUAAACACUCUGCCCACCAUCAGCAUCACCAAGUUAGAUCUUCAGUGGGUGCAGGUUUUAGCCGAAGGCUGGGCCAGUCCUCUAAAGGGCUUCAUGAGAGAAAAAGAGUUCCUCCAGGUCCUGCACUUUGGCAACCUGCUGGAUGGCGGGGCCAUCAACAUGUCCAUUCCCAUUGUGCUGCCUGUGAGCACUGAGGUGAAGCAGGAGCUGGACGGCAGCGYAGCUGUAGCUCUGGAGUAUCAGGGUUCACGAGUGGCUAUUCUCAGGAAACCCGAGUUCUACCCUCAUCGGAAAGAGGAACGCUGUGCCAGACAGUGGGGCACCACCUGCCCUCAGCACCCAUAUAUAAAGAUGGUUAUGGAGGGAGGUGAUUGGCUGGUUGGUGGUGACCUGGAGGUGCUGGAGCGAAUCAAAUGGAAUGAUGGAUUGGACCAGUACCGCCUCACUCCUAAAGAGCUGAAGCAGAAGUUCAAAGACAUGGGAGCAGACGCGGUGUUCGCCUUCCAGCUGCGUAACCCGGUCCACAACGGCCAUGCCCUGCUCAUGCAGGACACCAAGCGGCGUCUGCUGGAUCGAGGAUACCAGAACCCCGUCCUCCUCCUCCACCCGCUCGGCGGCUGGACCAAAGAUGACGACGUGCCCCUGCAGUGGAGGAUGAGGCAGCACGCCGCCGUCCUGGAGGAGGGCGUCCUGGACCCGGCCAGCACCAUCGUUGCCAUCUUUCCCUCGCCCAUGACGUACGCCGGUCCAACGGAGGUGCAGUGGCACUGCAGAGCGAGAAUGGUCGCCGGAUCAAACUUUUACAUCGUCGGCCGCGACCCGGCAGGCAUGCCUCAUCCUGAAACCAAGCAGGACUUGUACGAUCCCACCCACGGAGGGAAAGUUCUCACCAUGGCCCCGGGUCUCACCUCAGUGGAGAUCAUUCCCUUCAGGGUCGCUGCCUACAACAAAACUAAGAAAGCGAUGGACUUCUACAGCCCAGAGCGCCAAGCUGAGUUUGAGUUCAUCUCUGGAACCAARAUGAGGAACUUGGCUCGGAGCGGAGAGAACCCUCCCGAAGGGUUCAUGGCCCCAAAGGCCUGGAAAGUCCUGGUCGAGUACUACUCCUCCCUUCAGAAGAACAACUAAUCAACAGCSUUCGACAGCUUACUGUGAAACGAUAAAAGCUUUUUUUAAAGGGGAUAGAUUUUAUACAUGCUUUACUUCUGGAGUACUGUAGGUGGGACUGACUGGUUCUUAAAAACAAAAGUAGAUGAGUCACUCGGGUUUCAGUGGGUCAGCGUGGGGCGGGUCUCGUGUUGGAUUCAAAGGAAACAGUUUUAAAGAAGAAAAAGCUUUUUUACAUUUAUAUAAAAUGAUAAUUUUAUAAAUCCUUUAUCUUUUUAAUGACAUAUUAACUUAAGCUUUGUAUUUUAUUAAAUUAAAGGUAACUUGAUACACUUAUUUUUUUUAACGUAUGUUUUACAAGUUUAGGAGCACAUUCCAAGAGAAGGAAAUCACUUUUGAUAUUAACACUUGGACAAACACUAGUGUAUGUCAGAUUUACAGCAAUUAAACAAAUAUAUUAUUGUACGUCAAGUUAUGUGUAUAACCUGUCACAUCAUAGUUUUGCACAGCAAACGGUGCCYGUUUCCGAUUAAUGCCUGGUUUUAUAUGUGAAAGUGCCUUUCUCUGUGACAUGUCAUCCUGAAACUGAAUUCCUUUCUGGUGUUUGACUGAAAUGUCUGAGAUUUGUUUGAUGUCAUGAAGUGGGCCGGUGUAUUCAUGCAAUGCAGUUAGAGAGAUGAAAUGCAGUAAUAAAAAGAAACUGUCUGCUGCUGUGAAUCAUUGUGGGGAACUGUUUGAAUCAUAAACGACACACUCCGGUUUUUGAUUCGCCUGUGUGCUACUGGUUGUGCAACRUUGGUUUUUAUUAAAGUUUGCUCAAAGUA